AUGGAAAAUAAUUCCACAACACCAUUGACAUUCAAUAACGACGAUCUAUUAGUUGUAUGUCUAAGUGAUAAUUCUCAAAAUCAAGUAAAUGAUCCUUUUAUUAACAUAUAUGAUGAUUUAAACAAUUUAACAAAUUAUUUCAAAUUAUUCCAUGAUAAGAAUGAAUAUAUUAACUAUAUAACAUCGAUCAAAUCAAAAGUACAUAUAUUUCUUAUUAUACUUUCUCCUGAUCUCUUUGUUCAUCCGGAUAUUCUUGGAUUUCCACAAAUUAGAUUUAUUUAUGUUCUUUAUAUCAAUGAAACUGAUCAUAAUCAUGAUCAUAUUCAUAAAUAUAUAAAAGAACGAAAUAUAUACGAUGAUAAAAAUUUACUUAUACGAAAAGUGAAAUAUGAUAUGAAACAAGUUUUAGAAGAUCUUUCAACACAUUUGACAUUUUACAAUAUUAAAGAGCGAUCUCUCAAAGAUUUAUCAAAAGAAAAUCAAUACUUUAUGUAUAUGCAUUUGUUUUAUGAAAUUCUAUUACGUGAUUCCAAACCAAAUGAAGCAAAAGAAGAAUUAAUUCAAGAAUGUCAACAGUCCUAUAAUGAUAAUAAAAAUCAAUUGGAAAAAAUUGAAGAGUUUCGACAAGAAGGUAUUUCAAAAGAAGCUAUUAAAUGGUAUACACGAGAUUGUUUUCUAUAUCGCCUUUUGAAUCAAGCAUUAAGAUGUCAAGAUUUUGAAAUGAUUUACAAAGGACGGGGGCGGAUAAGACGUCAAAUUUGCCCAUUUCUUAUUUCUGAAAAUCUAUAUAUAUAA
Adineta ricciae is the source of this 795-nucleotide messenger RNA. Lineage: Eukaryota; Metazoa; Rotifera; Eurotatoria; Adinetida; Adinetidae. The record is from the annotation of a GenBank genome assembly.